GAAUUUAUAAUUCUCGAAUGUUUCGAUAUAUCGAAAAUACUCGAUUUAAGAUAAAUCUGAUGUAGCACACACUUAUCUGUAUCUAUGUGUAGUGUCUAUGUGUAUAAAAUAAUUUUGACGCGUAAUGCUGUAAUGUUUAAAUGUGACUUUGUGUAUCGUUUCUUUUUUUCGCAGGAAAUUAUUUAAGUAAAUGAGUAAGGGAUUGACGGAAUGCAUAAUCACCGGAUAUCCAGGUCUUGGAACGGGUGCUUUUUAAUAUAUACGUGUCACGUGGAAAACAACAUCACUGACGUAUAUCUUUAUGUAGAUACCGCUACGCGUUAUUGUUUACAAAAUUAGAAGAAAUCAUAUGUCAUUGCAAUAAAGUUUACAAGAUUGUUUGAAGUCCUAUGUAUAUGGCAAUCUCUUAAAAUAGUCAAAAAAGAAUAGAAGAAGUUACUUUGUCCUUUGAAAUAAGAAAAGCGAAUAAGAAAUAUCUAUGAUUUAGAAGAAUCGAGUAAAAGUAGGUACGAAAAUUAAGUGACAAUAAAAACAUACAAAAUGGGUCGGAAAGUAACUGUAGCUGCUUGCACGUUGAAUCAAUGGGCCAUGGACUUUGAUGGGAAUUUUCGAAGGAUUCUUCAAAGUAUAGAAGAAGCUAAAGCCGCUGGUGCUACUUACAGAAGUGGUCCCGAAUUGGAAAUUUGUGGUUACAGUUGCGAGGAUCACUUUUACGAAUCUGAUACGUUGUUACAUUGUUGGGAAGUUUUAGCAAUGCUUAUGAAAUCCAGUGUUUGCGAAGAUAUUUUGAUAGAUGUUGGGAUGCCAGUGAUGCAUAAAAAUGUAACUUACAAUUGUCGAGUUGUAUUUUUAAAUUGGUCUGUUUUGUUAAUUAGACCAAAAAUGUUGUUAUGCGAGGAUGGAAAUUAUCGUGAGUCAAGAUGGUUUUCUCCUUGGACUAAGGAACGUACUAUUGAGGACUAUUUUUUACCAAGAAUGAUUUCUCAAUUAACUGGACAAAAUGUUGUACCUUUUGGUGAUGCUGUGAUAUCAACAAAAGAUACUUGCAUAGGUUUCGAAAUAUGCGAGGAACUUUGGAAUCCACGUAGCAAUCAUAUUCCAAUGUCUCUGGAUGGCGUUGAGAUAAUUGCUAAUGGAAGUGGUUCUUAUUUCGAGCUUCGUAAAGGAUAUGUCACAGUAGAUCUCGUUAAAUCAGCAACAUUUAAAUGUGGUGGUUGUUACAUCUUUAGUAAUUUACGUGGAUGCGAUGGUGCAAGACUUUAUUUUAAUGGUGGUUCCGGUAUUUUCCUUAAUGGAUAUAUUUUAAAUCGUGGCAAACAAUUUGCUUUGGAAGAAGUCGAGGUUACUGUAGCUACGUUUGAUCUGGAAGACAUAAGAAGUUAUAGAACUAAUAUUAGGUCAAGAUCACAUUCGGCGGCACGUUCCGAAUCGUAUCCACGUGUCAAAAUAGAUUUUGUUCUUUCUUCGACGAACUCGAUUUUAUCAAAUCCGUCUAACAAACUCAUGAAUAUGGAACAGAAUAUAUUAGAGAAUAUGAGUGGAAUGUUAAACGCUUCUUAUCAUACACCAGAGGAAGAAAUUUCUUUGGCACCUGCUUGUUGGCUUUGGGAUUACCUCAGACGCUCUUGUCAAGGUGGAUUUUUCAUACCUUUAAGUGGGGGUAUUGAUUCAUCUUCGUCAGCUUGUUUGGUCUAUAGUAUGUGUACUUUGAUAGUUGAAUCUGUUAGCAAAGGAAAUGCACAGGUGUUGUCAGAUAUUAGAAAAAUUGUUGGCGAUUGCGAGUAUACACCGACUGAUCCCAAACAACUUUGUAACACCUUACUGGUUACGUGUUACAUGGGAACUGAGAAUUCAUCUGCUGAAACGAAAGCAAGAGCAGCCGAAUUAGCGAAACAAAUAGGGUCUUAUCAUCAUAAUAUUGUCAUUGAUACCGCUGUCUCAGCUAUUUUAGGUAUAUUUCAGCAGAUAACGAAAAUAGUGCCGAGAUUUAAAGUACACGGUGGUUCUCCGAGAGAAAAUCAAGCUUUGCAAAAUAUUCAAGCACGUUUACGUAUGGUUAUUACUUAUCUAUUCGCACAAUUGAUGCUCUGGAUCCGAGGACGUCCAGGUGGUCUUCUAGUACUUGGAAGCACAAAUGUUGAUGAAGCACUUCGUGGCUAUGUGACUAAAUAUGAUAGCAGUAGUGCAGAUAUUAAUCCUAUUGGUGGAAUAUCUAAAAACGAUCUCAAACGAUUUCUUUCGUAUUUCAGAAAGAAGCAUGGAUUGUCAGCUUUAGAUGAUAUCUUAACAUCACCACCAACGGCUGAAUUGGAGCCAUUGCAAGAUGGAAAACUAACUCAAUUCGACGAAGUAGAGAUGGGUAUGACGUACAACGAACUAGAAACUUUUGGAAAGCUUAGAAAACAAUAUUGUGCUGGACCCUAUAGCAUGUUUUGUCGACUUGUUAAUACUUGGAAUCAUUAUACACCCAAAGAGGUUGCAGACAAAGUUAGACAUUUCUAUCGCUGUUACGCGAUACAUCGUCAUAAGAUGACCAUACUGACACCUUCUUGUCAUAUCGAAACUUACAGUCCUGAUGACAAUCGUUUCGAUCAUCGUCAGUUUCUUUACAAUCAUACAUGGAAAUGGCAAUUCAAUGCCAUCGAAGAAGAGGUAAAACGAAUGAGCACGGAGGAGCACACAACCAGAUCGAAGACAGACGCACCUAAAGUGCCAGCUAGGCCAAGAGUCAUCCCGUUCAACUCUGUAAUUAGUAAUAAGAAACAUCCCGGAGUAAUAGUUUAGUAGCCGUAGCUCUAUCUCUUAUCAUUUUGACAUUGCAGUGUCAACCAACGGGGAAAAGAAUAGGAUCGUAUGCUGUUGCGAUGACUUGGAGAGAAAAAAUAUUGCUUACAAGAAAGAUGUCUCGUAUAUUUUUCAAAAAAUAAAAAUCAUUUAAAAGAAUAA
Polistes dominula (European paper wasp) is the source of this 2946-nucleotide messenger RNA. RefSeq names its product NAD synthetase (gene Nadsyn). The record is from RefSeq and is a predicted model, not a curated record. Gene Ontology annotation, cellular component: cytoplasm. Gene Ontology annotation, biological process: NAD+ biosynthetic process. Gene Ontology annotation, molecular function: ATP binding; glutaminase activity; NAD+ synthase (glutamine-hydrolyzing) activity. NCBI's taxonomy places the organism in Eukaryota, Metazoa, Arthropoda, Insecta, Hymenoptera, Vespidae.